CGGCCAGGCACAGAUGACGCUCCCCAACGCCGCGUGAGCCGGUCCAUCGCUCUCUGUUCCAACCCAACCCUGCUACAACACCAGCACUCAGCCAUGUCAUGACGACCCAAAAUCUCCGUCUUCUCAUCACCAGCAAUAGACCAUGAAGGGGCUCCUAUGGCUGUUCCUGCUCCUGCAGGCCAUCACCAUUUCCUAUGCGAAAGCACAACCAAACCAGCAUGUCCUUGGCGGCGACACGACUGGAGAAACGGAUGGCAACUCAUUUCGCGCAGAGAUAGAUGCGCAACGGGGGAGACAAAUGCCCCGCGAACCGGGAGCCGACCUCGUCGAUUCAGCCCUCAUCGAACUGCGCAAGCUAUACCAGCCACUCCACUACCAGGCGCGGAAGCAACAUGGCUUCGUCAGCACGCUCUUGCACUUUGCGCUCAAGGCCCUCCCGACCCUGCGCCUCAGCGCUCCAGCCCCCGAGUCAUCGCGCCAGAACGUACCUAGCGGGAAGCUUCUCCAUGCGACAGGACUCCUCGAAGAGUCGGCGCGCCGAAACAACUCCGACGCCCUGUAUCUAAUCGCCGAAAUGAACUUCUACGGCAACUUCUCGCACCCCAAGAACUUCCAGGCGGCCUUCGAUUACUACCACCGGCUGGCGUUGCUCAAUGGUAACAGUUCGGCGCUGUACAUGGUCGGAUUGAUGUAUUCGACCGGGAUUGGAGGAGCUGUGGAGCGCGACCAAGCCCGCGCGCUCCUAUACUACACCUUCGCGGCCGAGAGGGGACACACGAGGGCCGAGAUGACGGUGGCGCAUCGGCAUCACGCGGGCAUUGGAACGCCCAAAAACUGCGAACUGGCUAUCAAAUACUACAAGCGGGUCGCCGACAAAGCCAUUGCGUGGUAUCGGUCGGGACCCCCCGGCGGGAGGUCCUGGAUAUCUGAGGCCUACCGGAUCGCCGACGAGACAGGCGGUGCCUACGGAGAAGGGGCCAGUGUUGCUAGUGCCGGGUCUAAUGCCAUCAAGGCGCACCCUAGCUCGGAUGCUUAUGCCUCUAUCGAGGACGUCAUUGAGUACCUGGAUCUCAUGUCCCAAAAGGGCGACUUCAAGGCGUCCUUCAACCUGGGGCGGAUCUACUACGACGGACAGAGGGGCCUCGACAAGAACAUGGUACUGGCCCGGAAGUAUUUCUUUGACGUUGCCCAAAAGUAUUGGAAAAAGGGCCGCCCCAUCGACAACCCGAAGGCCGGCCUCGACAAGACGGCGGCGAAGGCGGCCGGAUACAUUGGGCGCAUGUACCUACGCGGAGAAGGCGUCGAACAGAACUUUGACCGUGCCAAGUUCUGGUUUGAGCGCGGAGUUGACAAAAAGGACGCCCAGUCGUACCACGGCCUAGGUCUGCUAUAUCUUCACGGCUACGGCGUCAAGGCAGACCCAGCCCAGGCGAUUGACUACUUCAAGCUAGCUUCGGCCCUAGACUAUGGCCCGUCUCAGGUGCAGCUUGGGUACCUCUAUCUCGAUCACGGGAGCAAUGAGGACGUGGGAACUGCGAACCACUACUUCGAAUUGGCCGCGCGGUGGGCGAACAUCGAGGCAUUUUACCACCUUGGCGAAGUGAACAACAUGGGAUGGAAUCACGACAGAUCUUGCAGCAGCGCCGUGACCUACUACAAAAGCGUGGCCGAACGGGCCGAGCCCCUCGUCUCGUCCUGGGCCGAAGCCAAUCUCGCGUUCGAGAGCGGCGAUACGGAGUUGGCGCUCCUCGAAUACCUCGGUGCAGCGGAACAGGGCUACGAGAAGGCGCAGAACAACGUCGCACACAUCCUGGACCCGGCCAAGUCCAGUCUGCCCAUUCCACGACUGCUGUCCGGCCGUGCGCCGACGUCCCCGCUCCUCCGGGACCCUACUCUCGCGCUUAUCUUUUGGACGCGCUCGUCUCGCCAGGGCAACAUCGACGCCCUGGUCAAGAUGGGCGACUACUACUUUCACGGCAUUGGCACCGACGCCGACGUCGACAAGGCAGUGCAGUGCUACACCGGGGCGUCCGAGUACCAGCAAAGCGCGCAGGCGCUCUACAAUCUGGGGUGGAUGCACGAGCACGGCGUUGGCCUAGAGCAGGACUAUCAUUUGGCGAAGCGCUACUACGACGCUGCGGUUGCCACCAACGAGGAGGCAUACCUCCCCGUGGCGCUCAGCCUGCUGAAGUUGCGGGUCAAGAGCGCCUGGAAUACCCUGACGCACGGCAGGAUCAACUCUAUCCAGGAUGAACCAGCGCCGAGGAAGGAAUGGUCCCUCACCGACUGGAUCAAUAACUUCCUUCAGGACGAGGCCCAGUACUACGACGAUGUCUACGACGACUUGUACGAGGACCACGACACCAUGCCCGGCGGCGAUCCGCUCGACUUUGAUGACGGCAUCAUGGAGAGCGUGGUCAUCCUGGGUCUGGCCGCCUUCCUCGCGUUCUUGAUCAUGUACCGCCAGCAGCGGCAGCAGGCAGCCCGGCAACAGGAGGAGGACGUGAGGCGGCGGCAACAGCAACACCAUGCUGCGGCUCAAGGGGGAGCGGCUGUGGAGGAUCAGCAGCAGCCGCAGCAAGAAAGAGGAUUCUUCCCGCGGCCUGGGGAUCCGGAUUUUGGACAGUGGGGGGUUGGAGGGGUCGGGCAUUGAUGCGGGCCCGAAAAGAAAUCUGUGUAUUAGUCCCAUGGCAUGGAGCAGCGGCGUAACUGGGUUGUGUUGAUUGCUGUGAUUCGACUUCCUUAACGUUCCAUGGUAAUGGGGUCAACGAGAGACAAGUGUCACCUCGAUAGAUACCUUCGACACUUUUGACUGCUUGCAUGUAUGUUUCGCGGUCAGUCUUGGGUUUGGCUGUUCUCCCCUUUUCCUCCUUUCUCCAAUAUCGAAAGAAAGACAGUAUUGGUAUAUACUCAUGGUGUUGGGUACCGCCAGCCAG
Molecule: messenger RNA, 2936 nt
Organism: Parathielavia appendiculata
Lineage: Eukaryota; Fungi; Ascomycota; Sordariomycetes; Sordariales; Chaetomiaceae
Product: HCP-like protein
Exons: 4
Coding region: 143-2653 (836 amino acids)
Biological process (GO): ERAD pathway
Cellular component (GO): endoplasmic reticulum membrane
Molecular function (GO): protein binding
Source: RefSeq, a predicted model, not a curated record